Molecule: messenger RNA, 782 nt
Organism: Paramecium octaurelia
Lineage: Eukaryota; Ciliophora; Oligohymenophorea; Peniculida; Parameciidae
Source: the annotation of a GenBank genome assembly
AUGUUAUCUCUCAAAGAACUCAUUCCAGCCCUUACUAAAGAUUUUACCUAAGGAAUAACCAGAGUAGAUUAGCAUAUCUAUAUACAUCCUAAAAAAGAACAUAAAUACACUUUCAUUUGGGUAAUACCAUCCCCUUUAAAAUUAGAUGCAUGGAUUGGAAGAUGUCCCUGAAAGUUUCCUGGCAGGUUUCAACAAUCCAGAAUUGAACCCAUUUGAUAAUUAAACAACAAAGGUCAUUUUACUAUGUGCUCCUGUUAGACCAUUAACCAAAAAUUAAGGGGAAGAGAUGACAUCAUGGUACGACAUAAUGAUCCCAAGUUGGAAAUAGUAUUGGGGAAUCAAAUCUGACAAGGAAUUGUGGGGUGUAGAUUAAGCUAUAGAGUCAAGAAAUUUCAUCUGGAGUUUGAUUGAUUAGGAACCAGUCCCAAAAAAGAAUAUCUUUAUUGGAGGAUUUUCCUAAGGAUGCUGUAUGUCAUUAUUGGCAGGAUUAGGAUACAAGUUUAUUUAUGGUCUUAAAUUAACUUAGAGAAUCCCUAGGUGGCAUACUUGGAAACUCAGGGUUUUUGUUCCCAUUCACAGAAAUCAAUAACAAGACUCCUAUAUAAAUAUUGCAUGGCGAGGAGGAUGAAGUUAUUCCAUAUUAAUUUGCUGAGAAAUCCUUGGAACCCUUAGCAAAAAUAGAAAAUGAAUUCCAUUUAAUCAAACUAAAGGGUAUUGAACAUGCUAUGAUGAUGGAGAAUUUUAAAUUAAUGAAGGAGUUUGUGAUCAAGCAUUCAUAAUGA